AUGUCACAAUUAAUUCAUUCCUUUUAUAAAAAUGUUCGAAAAAUAUGUGCAACAGACAAUGUAUCCGAAUUAAUAAAUUAUUUGAGUAAUGAUGGACUCACUGUAUUAAAACAAUUAAAUAAUUCUGAUAUAUAUACAACAGUUGAUCGUAUUCAGUAUCGUGAUUUUGGUCUUAUUCUUAUUCAAUUAAUUCCAAUUUGUUUUCCUCUUAUAUCUAAUGACGAUGCCGAACAAGCUUUAGUGAAUAUUCAAUCUAUAAAUUCAAUUUUUAAUCAAGAACAAAAUAAUUAUUCUAAUAUUACAACAUCAAAUUUAUUUGAAACAUUAGAUUAUAUAUUUAAUACAUUUGUUCAUCUUUUCUAUUUUAAUGAUAAUCAUGUAUCAACACCACAAAUAAACAAAGAUCAUAUUGAUAUUGCACAAGGAUUUGCUAAUAUUGAACUUCCUCAAUUAACAACUGAAUAUAAAAAUCUUUGGUUUUAUCAGAAAAAAAUCCGUUCACUACUUCUUAUAUUUAAACAAAUUAUACUUCAUCAUCCAACAACAUAUACAAACAGUUUUAACUCUAAUCCUAUUGAUUCAAUAAUAACAAAUAUAUAUAAAUAUCUUCCUACUUCAUCAUCAGAAUUUCUUAUUCAAUUAGGAUUUGAUACUCUCUUAGGUUUUGCUUUAUUAAUUGAAAGUAUACUUGAAAAUAAAACAGAAAUAAAUUCUGCUCAACAACGAACAACAACUGAUUUAAUAUGUUUAAUUAAUCAAUUUUUAACAAGUGAUUAUUUUUCAUUAUUUACUCUAUUAAAUACAGAUCAAGAAAAUGAAUAUCAUUCAAAACAAUUACUUGAACAUUGUUCAUUGAUAUUAAAACAUUUAAAAACUUAUCGUUCAGAAGAAUCACAUCGUAAACAAAAUCAACGUUCUAUUAAAACUUAUUGGGAAAAUAGUUCUGAACAAGCUUAUCUUUACCAUCAUCAUCAAAGUUCAUUUGAAAUAUUAAUUAAUAAUAAAAGUAAUCUUGAUGAAAAUAUUGAUAUUAAAAAUGAGACGGAUGAAAAUAAUCAAAUAAAACGUAUUUGUGCAAUUGGUACUAUUUAUGAUAAAUUAUUAAGAUUAACUAUUAAACAAUUUGAAUCAAAUCAACCAUCAUUUUCUUUGAUUCACGAUUGUUUAUCGUAUUUGAUAUCAUAUGGUUCAUGUUCAUGUUAUUCACUUACUCAUUAUCGUACACUUUUAUCUAAAAUAAAUCAUGUUAAAACGAAUGAAAAAAUUCUACUUUCUCUUGAACAACAAUCAAUUCAAUUACUUCGUAAAUCUUUUCUUCUUAUUUUAAAUUGUUCACAACGAAAUAAUUAUAAUCAUUAUCAUCAUCAUCAUCAUGAUUCACAAAUAGCAGAUAAUUCUCAAUUUUGGACGUAUUUAUCAAACAAUUUAUUCCAACGUCCAUCUCGUUAUUCACUAAAAUUAGCUCAAUCAUUUCCAGAUCUUAUUCAAUGUUGUUCAAGAAAUGAAAAGCAAUUAGCAUUAAAACUUUGUAUACUUUCAUCAUUAGAAUAUUAUCGUCAAAAUCCACCAAUACAAAAUACAACAAAUAGCGAAAUAGUUGAAUAUCUUAUUCAAACACUACCAAAUCUCUUCUAUGAUAUUACUAUUGACAUAGACCUUUCUGUGAUAUCAGAUACAUUAAUCGUUUUAUCAUCAUUAUUACCAACACUUCUAAUUCAUACAUUACCAGUUUUAGGUUGUUUACUUACAUCAACAUCGGAUAGUUUGAAUCUAAAUAUAUCAGAAUUAUUUAUUCAAUUGAUCAUUAAAUUAACUAAUUCAGGAUCAUUACCAAAUGAUAGAAUUGAUAAUUUAUGUCACAUACUUAUAAUACUUUUACAAAAAUGUCCAACAUUUCGACAUGCAUUCUAUGGACAUUUAUGUCAUUUACGUCUUUAUGAACGUUUUCAAUUGAUGUUAAAUAAUCCAUCUACAUUUCAAUCAUCAAUAAUUGCAUGUAUACUUGUAGCAAUAUCAUAUUAUCCAAAAUUAACUGAUAAUGAUUUUAAUUAUAAAUUAAUUCUUGAACAAAUUACAUUAUAUAGUGAAAAAAAUCGUUAUAAUUCAUCUUGGUUUGAAUUACUUGUACAUUUAUCAUUAUCUCAACAAUAUCAAGAUAAACGAAUAAGAUGGAAAAGUUCAAUAAGUAAUAAAAAUCAAUCGUUAAAUGAAUCGGAUGAUGAAAAUCCAACAACAUCAUCAUCAUCUGUUGAAAAUAAUGAAGAUGAUGAUGAAUAUCAUGCUGAUGUUGAAUCACUUAGUGAUGAAAUACCAACGGAAAUAGUUACAAAACAAAAUCAAACAAUUUAUUCAAAUUUAAUUCUUUUUCCAGAAUUAGUUAUACUUGGUUUAGAAAUUGCUUGGCAAAAUGUUGAUAAUGAAUGGAGUAAUCAACAAACUACAAAUAAAUCGUCAAUUUAUGUAACAAAUCUUGUUGUCUAUCUCGAAUUAUUAUCAUCAUUAGUUCGUGCUAAUAGUUAUAAUUGUAUUGUAUUAAAAAGAUUAAAUAUUGAUGGUUAUUUAUUUACUUGUCUAACGAAAACUGUUCCACGUUCAUCAUUUAUACAAAAAGAUACAUUAAUAUCUUUAAUAAUAACAUUGUUACAACUUUUAUGGUCACAAUCAAUAACAGUGAAUCAACUUGAUCAAUGUUUUAAACUUAUUUUAGCACAUCGAUUAUUUGUUGGACCAUUACUUCGUUUAUUUAAACAUCUUGUACAUCAAAUAGAUUCUAAUCAACCACGUUCAUUUUGUUCAAUGCCAUUAUCAGCAAUAGUUACAUCAAAAGCUAGUCAUCAUUUGCGUUUAACACUUGAUCAAUUACUUUCAUUAAAAUAUCCAUCAACAGAAAAUGAUCAAACAAAUUCAUCUCUUAUCUGUAAUAAUGUUCGAACAUCAGCUUUUGUUACCGAAAAAUUAAAAACAGUUCAAUUUCAUUUUCCAUUAACUAUAGCUCUAUGGUUAAGAGUUAAUUAUCCAUUUGAUAAACAUGAAAUAAAUGAUGAAAAUCAAAUUGAAAAUGAUGAAUUAAAUAAUAAAAAAGAUUAUCGACCUAUUUUACAUAUUCUUACAUUACAUCAUGAAGGUAUUCAAUUACAAUUUUGGUUAGAUUCAAAACCAAAUAUUUGUUUAAAAAUUGUACAACUAUCACCAACAUCCGAUCAACAUGAUCCUAUUGAUUUUAAUGUUUGUCUAUACAAUCUUCCACGUGAAUCAUGGUCUCAUGUAGUUCUUACUAUAUCAAAAACAACAAAUACAGUUCGUGUAUGUUUAAACGGUCAAACAUCUGUUCCAAAAACAUAUCCAAUACCAAGUUUAUAUAGUUCAAAUUCAAUAAAACCAUGGUCAAUAUCAAUUGGCCAACAAUCAUUAGAUACUUGUACAUCAUUUUAUUAUGAUCUUGGUAGUAUUCUUCUUUUUGAUAAAGUUGAUCUAUUAAAUGGAGUAAAUAAUGAUUAUGUUCCAACGUAUUUAUAUAGUUUGGGUUCUGAUCAUUGGCAUUUUUUAACAGGUAGUCAACAACAACAAUCUCUUGUUAAUUACUGGAUAUAUCAAAGAUUUACUCGUGUUCAUUCAACAAUGUCAAUAGAUCAAUUUGAAAUCGAUCAAAAUUCUUGUCAUACAAUAUUAAAACGUUCACUUAUAGCUUCGUAUACAUCAAAUAAUCCUUGGACAUUAUUUUUAUUUAAUUCGAAUACAGAUACAAAUGAAGAUGUAGCACCAAGUCGUUUAAAUAAAAUUUUACCAUUUUUUUCGUCAACAACAGCAGCAUCAACAUCAACACCAUCAAUAGCAACAAAUGAUGAUAAUCUAUUAACAACUACAACAACUAUAUCACUACCAUCAAGAAUUUCUCUUGAACAAUCAAGUAAUAUUCUUAAUAUAUGUGAACAAUUAGGUGGGAUAUUAAAUUUUAUUUAUCUAUUUGGAAAAAUUAUUGAAAUAAAUCCAAAUGAUUUAUCAAUAUGUAUUUGUAAUAUAAGUGAUAUUAUAUUUACAUCAAUAUGGAAGAUCAAAUCUUAUUAUGAUUUAUUUAAUUCACUUGAUGGUUAUCGUUUAAUUGUUAAAAUUUUAACAUCAAAUGAAUGUACACGUUAUAUAUCAUCAGAAUUUUAUGAAGUAUUAAUUGAUAAAUGUAUUGUAACAAAUCAACAACGUCUAUAUGAUAUAAAUUUAUUUCGAUUUAUUUUACUUGAUUGGAAAAUUUGGUAUAAUCAUCCGAAUAUAUUUAAUUCUAUAUUAAAAAUUUUUAAUGAUUUAUUAUCUGAUCAAAUCAAUUCGAAAUAUUUUUAUGUUAAUAGACAAUUAUUUAAAACUCAUUUUACACUUGAACAUUUAUUAACAUUAUGUCAAGAAUUAAUUGAAGAACAACAGCAUAUUAUUAUUGAUAAUGAUAUGACAUUAAUAUUAAUAAAUAUUAUUGAAGCUUUAAUUGAAAAUGAUAUUAAUAUUAUUGCAAUAGCUAUGAAUUUUAUUCUAUUAAUUCAUCCAUUAAUUAAAACUUAUGUUACAUAUAAUAAAGAACAUUUUUAUUUUAUUACAAAACCAUUUAAUUAUUAUGAACAACAUAAAGAACAUUUUCGAAAAAAUUUAAUACUGAGAAAUAAUAAUAAAAAUUUAGAAAAUUUUAAUCGACGACGUUCAACAACAAUGCAUAACAAUGAACAAUUCGAUACAAAUGCUAUUAAUAAUAAAGAUAAUUCAAGUAUAAAAAAAUCACGUUCGUUUUCCGAUUUAUUAUCAUCAUCAUCAGUACCAACCACUAAUAAAGAUUGUUCUCAUAAUAUUGAUCCACUCUCAACAGAUAUUUUACGAUUAUUAACAAAUAUAGCUUUAACAACAUCGGAUCGUUUAAUGAUGAAAUUAAUUGAUCAUGUAUUCCGUCUGAAUAUUUUAGUUGUUCUUUUACUUAAUGCAUCAAUGCCUAAACGUGUUCAAUGUAUUAAAUUAUUAGAUAUUAUUUUAAAACGUAUGGAUAAAGAUAAAGUACAAAAUGAUGUAUUAAGAGCUGAUUUACAUAUCAUGUUAGCUAAUCAAAUCUAUCAUCAAUUAGAUGGACGUGAUGAUGAAAAAGAAUUUGUUGAAAUUUGCGUUUCAAUUGCAUUACAACGUCCUAUACAAUUUAAUAUUGAAUUAAGUUUAUCCGAACAGAUUCAUGAUAGUGAUCAAUAUUUUUCUAUUGUAUCUUGUUCUCCGCCAUGUCCUCAAUCUCAAGUUGGUUUCGCUUUAGUACUAUCAUUUAUUGAAAAAUUAAGCAUAGCAAAUACUGUUUUAUGUGAAUUACUUCUCAAUUUACUUAAUGAAAUUAUUAUACGAUCAAAUGAUGAAAAUCGACAUUUUCUUGUUGAUAUUGGUAUCAUACAAGUACUUUUCAAUACACUUUCAUCAGCAAUAACUUUUACACAAGAUAAAAUCAUAUCAUCUGUACAAAAAUGUCUUAAUUCAUUAAUAGUACACACGUUCAUGACAAGUAUCAUAGAUGAUAUAUCAUUUAUAUCAAUUAUUAAUAAUAUUAUUGGAAUGGUAAUGCUAAAUUCGGAUAGUCAUGAUAAUAAUAUUUCAAAAGUAAAUCGAGGUAUUUAUUUACAAACAUUGUCGAAUAUGUUCAAUGCAAUCAUCGAUUCAAUUGAAAAACCACCAUCCACUGAUAUUUCUUCAUAUCCAUCAACAAAAGGACGAAAUACUAUCGAUGAUAUGAGUAUAAAUCCAACAAUGGUUGAACAUUGUGAUAGAUUCCGUAAAUUUUUACACUUAGCACUUGAUUAUGUUUAUUCAUUUCAUGAUGAAUGUUCACAUAUUGAAACAUUUACAUUACGUUUAGUAAAUAUCUGUUUAAUUGGUAUUGCAUAUCAAAUUGAAAAACGUUCAAAUCAUAUUCAAAUACGUCAUCAAAUGUCAUUAAUUAUGUUUCGUUGUGGAGAUAUUAUUAAACAAAUUACACAAAAAUUAUUAACUAUUGCACUUGAUCCGGAAAAACAAAGUUUCGUUUUUCGUAUACAAAUAUUAAAACAUAUUAUUGAACAACCAAAUGCGAAAGCAAUUAUGGAAUAUCUUUUAAUUAAUGAUGCACAAUGUUAUAUUUAUCAUCAAAUACUUAUUUAUUUACAAAUACUUUCGAAUACAUCACCGAUUACAUUAGAUAUUGAACAAAUGACUAAUCAAAAUUCAUCAGGACAAUCAAUAAAAUCAUUUGAUUCUGGACAUUUGACUGAAACAACAGUUGUUAAUUCAACUCAAACAUUUUCAAAUGGUGAAGAAUCAUCUCAUACAGUUAAUCUAUCAGCAAAGAAAGAUCAACAGAAUAAAAUUAUAUCGAACAAACAUUUAUCUACAACCGAUGAAGAUCAAGAUGUUAUCGUAGCUUCUAAAGUAUUACCACCAAAGAAUGAACGAUAUAUACCAGAUAAAAAGUCUUUUGAUCAAUCAUUAUCAUCAACAUCAUCAUCAUCAUCAUCUUCAAAUUCUAUUUCAUCAGCCAGUAGUGAAGUAACCAUAUCACAACCAUCAUCGACUAUUAAUUAUGAAAAUAUUAUUAAUGUAUUUCGAGAUCUUAUGCGUACAAUUAAUAUACCAUCGCUAACAUCAAAUGAUAGUAAUCUAGCACAACGACGAGCACUUACUGAUCAUUUACUUAAACUAACACCAGCAACACCUGCCCAACUUCUUCGUGCUAAUACGCAAAUGGCACCUGCACGUCAUUCAUUUAAUUGGCCAACAUCUGUACCGUCACCGGAAAAUUUAACGACAAAUAAUACUCAAACACCAGUUUCACCAGAUCGUACACGUCGUCGUUCACAUCUUUCACCAUCGCCAUCGCCUUUCUUUGUCAGUUGGUCAUCAGUUGUUGAAGAAAAACGUAGUGAAUAUACGAACACUUUAAAUCAAAUUAUCGAAGCAACACAAAAACGUUUAUUAUCAGCACAAAAAAAUUCUCUAAAAGCAUUUAAAGAAGUAACAAUAACAACUAUAGCAUCACGUGCAAUGGAUAUAACACAAGAUGUUAUAAGUCUUCAAAGUUUUGAACGUAAAAAAUUUCUUGAACAUCUUCGUUUAACACAAAGUCUUGAUUUACGUACAAAACAUUUAUGGCAUCAGUUAAUAUCUCAAUUAACACAUGAAUAUGGUGUAUGGUUUGAAUCAUUAUCUUAUCCAAAAUUUUGGGAACUUGAUCCAACAGAAAGUCCACAACGUGAACGUCGACGUUUACAACGUUCAUAUUGUUUAAUGGAAAAACAGUUUUUUCAACCUCAAGUACCCGGUGAAACACUUGUUAGUCCUCCAUUAUCUUAUUUAUUUGGUAUACGUCAUUAUCAAUCGGCUAAUUUACAAACAGUUCUUUAUCGUAAUGAAAAACUUGAAUUUCAAUGUCGUUGUAUGAAUGUAACACCAAAUAAUGAAAUAAAAGGUGAAUUACUUGUUGGUACAACACGAAUUUAUUUUGUAGCUGAUGAACGUUUAUCUACAAUAAAAAAAACUAAAAGUGUUAAUUCAGCUAUGACAACAAUUGGUUAUAAUCAUCAUUCAUUUAAUGAUGAUUCAAAUUCAUUUUCACUUGGUAUUCAAGAUAUAUGUGAAAUGUUUAAAAGACGUCAUAUGUUAAAAGAUGUUGCACUGGAAUUAUUUUUUAUUAAUGGUAUCACAUUAAUGAUUGCACAUGUUUCAUUUAAUGAUCGAGAAAAUCUUUAUAAAUUAUUAACAAAACGUAAUUUAAUACAUUUAAAACAUGGACAAACAGUACAGGAUAUUCAAACAUCAUGGAAACAUGGUCAUAUGACAAAUUUUGAUUAUUUAAUGCAAUUAAAUAAACUAGGUGGUAGAUCAUAUUUAGACUUAAUGCAAUAUCCUGUUUAUCCAUAUAUAGUUGCAAAUUAUGAAAAUACAACACUUGAUUUACGCGCUGCAUCAAGUUAUCGUAAUCUUUCAAAACCAAUAUCUAUUCAAUCUCCUGAAAAAGAAGAAAAAGUCAUUGAUUCAUAUAAUGAUCUUAAAGAAAUUCAAAUGCGUAAUGUACCAUCUCAGCAAGAUAAUGAUGAACGAAAAUCAUCAAAUCUACAUAGUCAUCAAUAUGAUCCAUAUCAUUAUUCAUCAUUAUAUUCAAAUUCUGGUGUUGUUCUUCAUUAUCUUGUUCGUCUUUUACCAUAUACACGAAUGUUUCUUGAUUAUCAAGAUAAUCAUUUUGAUUGUGCUGAUCGAACUUUUCAUGAUGUUAAAACAUCCUAUUGGUUAUCAUCAUUCGAAUCAACAUCAGAUUCGAAAGAGAUCAUACCAGAAUUUUAUUAUCUAAAUGAAUUUCUAUUAAAUAAACAAGGUUUUAAUUUUGGUAAAAGACAAAAUGGUAAUACAGUUUCUGAUGUUGCAGUCCCAGCAUGGUCAAAACGAAAUGCUCGUUUAUUUGUAUGUGGCCUUCGACAAGCUCUUGAAUCUGAUUAUGUUACUAGUCAUUUACAUCAAUGGAUUGAUCUUAUAUUUGGAUAUAAACAAACAGGAAAAGCAGCUCUUGAUGCAAGUAAUAUAUAUUAUUCUGCAUGUUAUUAUGGUUUUCCAACUGAAUCUAUUACAGAUCAAGUAGCUUUAAAUGCUUAUUAUGGAAUUAUUCGUACAUAUGGUCAAGUACCUAAACAAUUAUUUUCUCAACCACAUCCAUCAUCUAAUGGAAAUAAUUCCACAUCAAUUUCAAUAUUAAAUUCAUCUGGAAAUGAUAAACGUAAUAGUGAACGAAAUGUUUUUGAAUCUAAACUACCUAUUGAAAGUAUUCAUCGUUUAAUAAUUGGUGUACGUUGGGGUGAUUUUAUUGGUUCGUAUGAUAUGCCAUCACCAGAUUAUAUAACAAGUCAUGAUUGUGCUAUACAAGUAUCAUCAUUUGUUGUAUUUAAUACAGGUACAUGUAUUAUGUGUUUACCAUCAUCAUCAUUAAUUGUACAUAAUGAACAAAUAUUAAAUGAAUCGAAUGGUGAACAAAAUAAUAUAUCACAAUCAAAUUCUUCAACAGCAUUACCCAUAGAUACAAUGGUUGCAUUAAAAUGGAAUACACCAGAUUAUAUUGUACGUUGUAGACAAUUAAGACAAAUGAAAAAUUGGUAUAAUUUUCUUGUACCUAUUGAUGAUCAAGAUAAAACAACAUGUUGUACAUCAAUUGAUUAUAGAUUUUUAUUUAUGGGUAAAACAUCCGGUUUAAUUGAAGUUUAUCGAAUUAAACGAAAUAAAAAUAGUUUAGUUGGUAUUGAAUUAAUUAAACGUUUUUUACCAUUUAUUGCACAUCGUUCACCAAUUACUUGUUUACAUACGAAUCGACAAUUUAGUUUAUUAAUUAGUGCAAGUGCUGAUGGAAUGUUAACAUUAUGGGAUACAAAUCGUUUAUCUUAUGUUCGAACAUAUAAACAAGAUAAUCAAACAAUCUAUCAUUUAACAUCAUCUGAAACAACAGGUGAUAUUGCAUAUUUAUCAUCAAGUGGUAGUCAAUGGCAUUUAUCUUAUUUAACAUGUAAUUGUGAUUUAAUUGGUUGUUUAACAUUUUCUGAACAAUUAAAUUGUUUAUGUUUUACAUCAGCACCUGAAGGUACAUGUGUUAAUGUUUUAUUAGGUGGGUUUGAAAAUGGUCUUAUAUCAAUGUGGUCAACAUGGGAUUUAACAUUAUUACGACAACUUGAUUUUCCUCAAUUACGAUCACAUCCAAUUGUUGCUAUGUGUGUAUCAAAAGUUGAUCGACGUCGAUUAUAUGUAGCUGAUCGUGAACGACAUUUACAUACAAUUGAAAGUCGUCUAUCAUCAUCAACAUCAACUACGCCGCCACCACAAAUUCUAUUUCUUUCUUAA
Adineta steineri is the source of this 9852-nucleotide messenger RNA. The record is from the annotation of a GenBank genome assembly. NCBI's taxonomy places the organism in Eukaryota, Metazoa, Rotifera, Eurotatoria, Adinetida, Adinetidae.